AUGGGUUUUAAUCCCUUCUUGUACCGUGUCAUCAUGUUAAUCAGAAAUAUCGAGAAGAGCACCAGCAUUAACUCGUGCUGGACGUUAGGAGACUCUUCUCCGGCUCGAUGGAGCCGCUCUUGCAAAUUUCCACAUUUUGACCCAGUGCUUGACGUCACUGGAGGCACAUUAUACACGCCGCGAUUAGUCACUUUUGUCCUAGCUCUUGACUUCAAGCUCUCGAAAUACUCUUUCCAUACACAAAACCAGAAUCCUCUACACACAUCUCAACUCGUCAACUUCAUUCUUCAAAAAGGACGUUCCUUCUCCAACAUGCCUCAAUACCAGCCUCAAGCCGACACCUUUAAGGACCCUUCCAGCAAGGCUGAGGCCAAGCAGCAGAUGGCAGAGCAGCAAUACGAGGAGAGGAAAGAGCACUCGAAGAGCGGUGCAAACACGCAGACGGGGCACCAUGCAAAAAUCUCCGAGGUCCUUCCUGUAACAGCUACAACAAUCCUAUGCAGCCUUGGCCUUUUCUACCUAGAACUGAUAUGGCUUGCAGGAUUCAUCAAUGACUGCAUCUUAUACGUUGGAGACCAAGCUGUGGUUGUGCCAAGCAUAAUCCUGCAAUCCUUCAAGCGCACCUUCCUUGAUCAGACAAGCUUCGGUAUUUCACUCACCCUCACAAACCCUCCUGCGGAAAUUUUGUUAGCCCAGCCUUGGCUUCCGCUUGCUGCACUUUCUCCAGAUUCUGUGCCAUACACAAUCUUCUCAACGGUCAAUAUGGUGAAGAUCAGCCUUGCUCUUCUCGUAGCUGUGGCAUCAGCUGCUCUCGCCGCUCCUGAGGCCAUCGGUGCUCGCCAAGCCGCGGGAUGUCAGCCUUCUGAGACUUGGCUCAACUUGCUACGAGUUCGCUCCUCCUACGGCCUGCUAGGAGAAUGCGACUACUUAUCUCAUCUAAGAAAGUCAUUGAGAAUGGAUAAAUUGAGACUUCUGCUAAGAUCAUUUGAGAUCGAAUAUGCCCUUCUCGAUUACAGCGGUGCACGGGAUGCCAUGAGUUCCGAAUUUAACCAUACGCAAGAGCGAACAGGAUAG
Colletotrichum lupini is the source of this 1074-nucleotide messenger RNA. RefSeq lists its product as uncharacterized. The record is from RefSeq and is a predicted model, not a curated record. The coding region runs from base 1 to 1074 and encodes 357 amino acids. NCBI's taxonomy places the organism in Eukaryota, Fungi, Ascomycota, Sordariomycetes, Glomerellales, Glomerellaceae. The transcript has 11 exons.